AUGCGUUUCCUAUCACCCCUCGGCGUUGUCACGCUUUUUGCCUCGUGGCCCUCACUCAGCCGCGCGAUUCAUCCGCCCAGGCCGGUUCCUCCGCCGGUCUCUCGACCGGUCUCGACGCAAUCCUCAGGGGUGGAAGGAGAGGCUACCUUCGAGCAACUCUUAGAUCAUCAUGACUCCUCAAAGGGGACCUUCUCGCAGCGCUACUGGUGGAGUACGGAGUACUGGGGUGGCCCCGGCUCACCGGUAGUAUUAUUCACCCCUGGUGAAUCCGCCGCCGAUGGAUACCAGGGCUACCUCACCAAUAACACAUUGACUGGUCUGUACGCGCAGGAGCUUCAGGGUGCUGUGAUUCUGAUUGAGCACCGUUACUGGGGUGACUCCUCGCCUUAUGAGGAACUGACAGCGGAGACGUUGCAGUAUCUUACGCUGGAGCAGUCCAUUCUGGACUUAACCCAUUUCGCCGAAACCGUUCAGUUGGAAUUUGACACUUCCAAUAGCAGCAAUGCGCCGAGAGCGCCAUGGGUGCUGGUCGGUGGGUCAUACAGUGGUGCUUUAGCAGCCUGGACCGCUGCCGUCGCCCCAGAGACGUUCUGGGCCUAUCAUGCCACCAGCGCUCCCGUUGAAGCGAUUGACGAUUUUUGGCAAUAUUUCGACCCAAUCCGUCAUGGAAUGGCACCGAACUGUAGCCGAGAUGUCUCGUUGGUGGCCAAUCAUAUUGAUAGUGUCGGGAAGAAUGGAUCUGCCGCAGCACAAUCUGCUCUAAAAGAGCUCUUCGGUCUGGGAGCUCUCGAGCACUAUGAUGAUUUUGCCGCUACCCUUCCGAUAGGGCCCUACCUGUGGCAGGACAACACCUUCGUGACUGGAUACUCCGGUUUCUUUGCUUUCUGUGACGCUAUUGAGAAUGUCGAAGCCGGCGCGGCCGUUGUUCCGGGUCCAGAAGGUGUUGGUUUGCAGAGAGCUCUUACAGGCUAUGCGAAUUGGUUCAAAUCAACGAUCCUUCCCGGUUAUUGUGCCAACUACGGAUAUUGGAAGGAUAACCAGACUGUCGCCUGCUUCGACACUCAUAAUCCAUCCAGCGCCAUCUUUACGGACACCUCUGUCGAUAAUGCUGUCGAUCGACAAUGGCAAUGGUUUCUCUGCAAUGAACCUUUCUUCUGGUGGCAGGACGGUGCCCCGGAAGGUGUCCCGACAAUCGUUCCUCGUACUGUGAAUGCAGCGUACUGGCAGCGCCAGUGCUCGUUAUAUUUUCCCGAAGUGAACGGUUACACCUACGGCAGUGCAAAGGGCAAGACUGCUGCGACUGUCAAUAGUUGGACAGGAGGAUGGUCCGACACCAAGAACACUAGUCGUUUGCUCUGGGUGAAUGGACAAUACGACCCUUGGCGCGAUUCGGGCGUCUCAUCGACCCAUCGCCCUGGUGGCCCCCUAACGAGCACAGCUGAUGAGCCAGUGCAGGUUAUUCCUGGUGGAUUUCACUGCUCUGACUUGUAUCUCAAGGAUUAUUCUGCAAACGCAGGGGUGAAGCAAGUGGUUGACAAUGCAGUGACUCAGAUCAAGUCAUGGGUUGCUGAAUACUACAAAUAG
Molecule: messenger RNA, 1584 nt
Organism: Aspergillus bombycis
Lineage: Eukaryota; Fungi; Ascomycota; Eurotiomycetes; Eurotiales; Aspergillaceae
Product: putative serine peptidase
Exons: 10
Coding region: 1-1584 (527 amino acids)
Biological process (GO): proteolysis
Molecular function (GO): dipeptidyl-peptidase activity; serine-type exopeptidase activity
Source: RefSeq, a predicted model, not a curated record